Molecule: messenger RNA, 879 nt
Organism: Laetiporus sulphureus 93-53
Lineage: Eukaryota; Fungi; Basidiomycota; Agaricomycetes; Polyporales; Laetiporaceae
Exons: 1
Coding region: 237-536 (99 amino acids)
Source: RefSeq, a predicted model, not a curated record
CUCAUAUUUAUCCGCUCUAGAAUCGUUCAGCCCGGGAAUCUAGAGUGUGCAACAUGGAAAUGCAGACGUUCCAGCUUCGGAUGCCCUGGACGCAGGGAAUAUGAAGCACAUCGCGGAACGUCGACCAUUCGACUUUGGAUACCCCGGACGAAGGGAAUUCAGAGGCGGAUGAGAAACGAUAAACAUUUGCUUCAGAGGACCCUGCACAGGGGAAUCUGGGGCACCGGAAUGUAUCUAUGUCAUGCUGUGGUGACCCCGGACGCGGGGAUCCAGGCAGGGCAGGGAAUAUCCCAGCUCUGGAAGUCCUGGACGGGUUGUCCAGGGCAGGUUCUCCAGGGUAUCCCGAACAGACGGGGGUCCGAAGGGGGGGGUCGUGGUGUGUGGAUGUGGAGGGUAAUGUCAAGAGGGUGUUAAGGGCAACUGGCGGAACCAAGGGUUCCGGGGUUUCUGUUUCUUUUUUUCUGUUUCUUUCUCUAUUCUCGGUGACUUUGCUUACGUUUUCCCCCGCAGCUCCUCAAGCUCAAGGUCCAGCGUAGUGUAGUUGUAGUGUAGUUGUAGUAUAGGAAUCAAGAUACGCACCAUUAGUAUAGAUUAUUGUAGCAUUAUGAUAGAUAGCACUAUCGCCGUAGCGUAUUGUACUUCGUCUCUCGUCUUAUAUGUACUGUAACGGUAGCCGCUCUCGUACUAUACCCAUCGCAUAGAAUACCCGCUAGACACGAUUACCUGCUAGACACGGUAGCCACUAGACACGAUACCCAUUACGUACUAUACCCCGCAUGUGUACCCGCUACUGUACUGUACCGUACGCGCAUUGCGCCCGCCUCUCGCACUUGUACCGUAGCGUAGCUUACCGCAUAGCUUACUAUACUGUAGUGUACG